AUAUCUAUCACCCAGCUCCUCCCCAGAACCAUCUUCCUUCUCUUCCAAAACAAAGCCCCUGACAAUAUCUCUUCUUUUGCACGUCUCGUUGAUAUUUGCUCAAGCGCUCUGCGCCGAAAAUCCCACUCACAAUGCCCUCUCCCACUGUCUACGCAAUCACUGGUGCCAACAAAGGCAUCGGCCGCGCCAUAGUCGCACUCCUCCUCAGCCGACCCUCGACCAUCAUCCUCGCUCUUGUCCGCAACCCAUCCGACCCUACCUCCAGCAGCCUGACCACCCUCGCCAAAUCACCCAGCAGCACCAUUCACGUGCUCCCCUUCGACGCGGAGGCCGACGCUAUCGCCCUCCCCUCGGGCGUCGCCCACAUCGAUGUGGUUGUCGCCAACGCCGGCGCCUCCUCCGGCUACAAGCCCGUCCUCGCGACCGGCCCAGAAGAUCUCAUUUUCGAUUUCACCGUCAACGCUGUGGGGCCCCUGAGGCUUUUCAAGGCCGCCUGGCCGCUGCUGCAAAAGGCCCCCGCCUCGCCCAGGUUCGUCCUGAUGACAAGCUCCGUUGGCAGCAUCGCCGGCCAGCAGCAGGAGAGCUUUCCCAGCACCGCAUACGGCAUGUCCAAGGCCGCCGCCAACUGGCUUCUCGUCAAGAUUGGUGUCGAGCACGGCCCGGAGGGGCUGAGCGUCAUGGCAUUGCAUCCCGGCUGGGUGAAAACUCAGAUGGGUCAAGGCAUCGCCGACUCGAUUGGCUUUCCGGAGCCCCCCACGACCACUGAGGACAGCGCUCGCGCCUGCGUAGAGCAGAUGGACAAGCUGGAAAAGGCCAACUCGGGGAGGUAUGUGACGUACACUGGCGAGGUUCUGCCUUGGUGAAACACGUCGAUUAGUCUGGCAAUCAUCGUGGGCACGCGGAUAAUGAACCAGACCUCUGGAGAUAUGAGGUCGUCAUGUACAUUGGAUGUUUUUCACUCUUGAAAAUUUGCAGCCUUCUGCUCAACAUUAGUUGGUACAAGUACUGGCUUAGAUACUUUCAACGUCAUUCAUUCAGUAAUAACCUGGGGAUUAUUUGAAACAGCAGUCUCUUUGCCAUCAAAUCCAUCAUUUGAUUCUAGUGUAGACCUAGUG
Molecule: messenger RNA, 1115 nt
Organism: Pyricularia oryzae 70-15
Lineage: Eukaryota; Fungi; Ascomycota; Sordariomycetes; Magnaporthales; Pyriculariaceae
Exons: 3
Coding region: 132-863 (243 amino acids)
Molecular function (GO): oxidoreductase activity, acting on the CH-OH group of donors, NAD or NADP as acceptor
Source: RefSeq, a predicted model, not a curated record